CAAUGAUCAGUAUGCAACCAUGAAAGCGGUUACAAUUUCCUUGUUUGUAUUUCUUCUUGUCAUCGCGGCCACUGUUAUUAGCUUUUGUGAUGGGAAUUCCAAUGUCCUUUGCAUUGAAAGUGAGGGGCAAGCCCUUUUGAAUUUCAAGCAAGACCUUAUUGAUCAAUCAAACAGGCUAUCUUCUUGGGUUGAAGGUGAGGAUUGCUGUGAGUGGGUUGGUGUUUUCUGCAAUAACUUGACUGGCCAUGUCAAAGAGCUGCACUUGGGUCUUCUUUCAAAAGGACCUGAUGCGGAUGAGCCGGUUGCUGAAUGGGGUGCUUACCUUCGGUCAAAGCUAGGAGGCAAAAUAAAUCCUUCUUUGAUCGAGUUGAAGCAUAUCAGUUUCCUAGACUUAAGCAACAACGACUUUGGAAGCCUGACAAUUCCCGAAUUCAUUGGGUCGAUGAAGAGCUUGACAUAUCUUAACCUUUCUCUGGCAAAUUUCCAAGGACAAAUUCCCCAUAGUAUUGGAAAUCUCUCAAAAUUGCUUUAUCUUGAUCUUGGACACAAUCCCCUAUUUGAAGCUAAAGCUCUUCAAUGGGUUUCUGGUCUUUCGUCUCUGCAGUACCUUGAUUUGAGUGAAGUAGAUCUUCGUAAAGCAACUGAUUGGCUGCAAUCAACGGAAAACCUUCCUUCUUUGGUGGAGUUACACUUGUCAAGAUGCUCUCUAAAUAAUGAUCCAUCUCCAAUCAGUGUUAAUUACACAUCUCUUGCUGUUCUGGAUCUUUCCAGAAACACGUUGUCUUCGGUGCCUACGUGGAUAUUUAGUCUUGUUAGUCUUGUGUCCAUUGAUCUUAGCUCUAAUGGAGUUGAAGGUGUGAUUCCCAAUGGUUUUCAAAACAUGUCUUCUCUCAAAUUUCUUGAUCUUAGUAGGAAUGCCUUCUCUUUAUCGACACUCAGCUGGUUUUCUAAUUUAAACCGACUUCAAUUCCUUGGUCUUAGCAGUGCCGGCCUGCAAGGUAAUUUUUCAAGUGCCAUUGGAAACUUAAGCUCUCUUACUCAUCUUGAUGUUUCACAUAACCAGCUUGAAAUUAUAGAACCUAAAUGUUUGGAGAGUCUUUGCAUUAUGAGGGAGAUGGAUUUAUCAUAUAAUGGAAUUGAUAAUGAGGUAUCAGAAAUCAUAGAGAGUUUGUCUAGAUGUAGUUUGGAUCGAUUAGAGUCAUUAAAUAUUGCAUCUAACAAACUUUCUGGCCAUUUACCUGAUCAACUUGGCCAAUUUAAAAAUUUGGCAUACCUUUCCCUUUCUAGAAACUCCAUUUCUGGUCCCAUUCCAUUCUCAAUAGGGAAGUUGUCAUCAUUGAAAGUUCUUGAUGUUUCAUACAAUCGAAUGAAUGCAACUCUUCCUCAAAGUUUAGGACAACUUGGGAAUUUGGAAGAUUUAGACGUUAGCUAUAAUGUGUUGGAAGGAAAUAUAUCAGAAAUGCACUUUUCUAAUCUCACGAGAUUGAAAUUUUUUUGGGCAUCUAACAACGUGUUAACGUUUAAACCAAACCCAAGUUGGAUUCCUCCUUUUCACUGUAAAAGUAUUGGAUUGGGUAACUGGCAUCUUGGUCCGCAAUUCCCUCAGUGGCUACAAUUCCAAAAGAACUUGUCUUUUUUAGAUAUCUCCAGUGCUGAAAUUUCAGGUGUCAUUCCCACUUGGUUUUGGAACCUUUCGACUCAAUUUGAAUAUCUAAACCUUUCCCAUAACCAACUAGGCGGGGAGAUUUCAUAUUUAUUGAUGAGUUCGAUGGUUGACUUGAGAUCCAACCAAUUCACAGGUCCAUUGCCACGGGCAUCCUCUGAUUUGGAGUUUUUAUUUUUGUCUAAGAAUCUAAUUUCAGGAUCCUUAUCUAGUUUUCUUUGUAAUUCCCAAACUAAACUGGCAACUUUGAGCAUUCUUGACAUUGAAUCAAAUCUUCUGUCAGGUGCAAUUCCAGAUUGUUGGAAAUUUUUGGGAAGUUUGCAAGUUUUAAAUUUAGGAAACAACGAUCUAACUGGGACAAUUCCUAUAUCCUUGGGAUGUAUGGUUCAUAUUGGGUUAUUAAACCUUCGUAACAAUAACUUAUUUGGAGAAGUACCAUCCUCAUUGCAGCAUUUAAAUGGUACGCUUAUUCUUGAUCUUAGUGAAAACCAACUGACGGGAAGUAUUCCAGCAUGGAUUGGAGACAAACUCUCAAAACUCGUGGUGCUAAACCUCCGUUCAAAUAACUUUCAAGGCUAUAUUCCUGAUCAAAUUUGUACUCUUAAUUCUCUUCAGGUCUUGGAUCUUGGUUAUAACAACAUUUCAGGAGCUAUUCCAAAAUGUUUUAGUAACUUAAGUGCCAUGGCCACAAAACCCUCCGACCAACACCUAAGUUAUUGGGCUUUCGAAUUAGACUUUGAUAACAUGUUUUAUUUGGGUGCGUUAUUGGUGACAAGAGGAAGAGAGGAUGAAUACAGUACCACACUUAGACUUGUUACUAGCAUAGACCUUUCAGUUAAUAGUCUCACAGGAGAGAUCCCCAAAGAACUUGGAAAUCUUAUGGGGCUGCGGUCAUUAAAUUUGUCAAAGAAUCUCCAAACAGGAAAGAUACCAGAGAACAUUGGCAAUAUGGAGGUGUUGGAAUCUCUUGACUUGUCGAUUAACCGACUCCAUGGCGAAAUCCCUUCAAGUUUCUCCAAUUUGAAUUUCUUGAAUCACUUGAACUUGUCCUACAACAACUUGACGGGACAAAUUCCAUCGGGCACCCAGCUCCAAAGCUUUGACAGGUCUUCUUACAUUGGCAAUCAUCUUUGUGGACCUCCAGUCACUAAAAAUUGCAGCGGAAAUGGCGAAACGCCUGAUUUUACAAAUGGAGGUAGCAGUGGAGGAAAGAAAAGAUCUAAGGUGAAUUGGCUUUAUGUGAGCAUAGUGCUUGGAUUUGUGAUGGGGUUUUGGGGAGUUGUGGCUCCCCUGUUUUUCAUCAGGUCUUGGAGGUUUGCUUAUUAUCAAAAACUGGAGCAAAUUGGUGAUAAGCUAUACGUGUUUUGGGCUACUAUUGGUAUAAGUGAUAUUACAUGUUGUUUUUUAUUUUCUUUUCGGGAAAGAAGAGAUAUUAACUACUUUUUCCUUGAGCAAUAUGUGCAAUUGCUAAGGCAAUUUGGACCCAACUUUGAACUAGAUGAAGCUCUAAUUGUGAAACAUUAUUUGGCUGAAGGUUACCGAAUCACUAUCGUAAUUUAUAACUAA
Durio zibethinus is the source of this 3229-nucleotide messenger RNA. The record is from RefSeq and is a predicted model, not a curated record. Lineage: Eukaryota; Viridiplantae; Streptophyta; Magnoliopsida; Malvales; Malvaceae.